GGCCCCGGCGCAGGAGGAGGCGCCGUGCGCGGCCCGAGUCCCCGGGCGCUGCCGCCGGUGCGGGGACAGCGGCGGCUCCGCUCCGCUCGCCGGCUCAGGCCUUGCAUGCUGUGACACAAAGAUCUCAUCGCCUGGCGCGCUAUGUUCAUGUUUUGAAAUCAAGAUUGAUUAGCCAACACGAGAAGACCCAGCUGGUUAUAUGACUCAGAACCCUGUUCAUGAGGCACUUGCUUGUUUUUACAAGACAACUGUCCAGAGGAAGAAAUGACCAUGUAGAUUCUACAGCUUGGGUGCAACAUAAUGGGAAAUGGUGAAUGGAGUGGAGCUGGUCUGCAGCCUUGAGAGCAGCCGUUCUGUGACCUCCAGCCUGUCAGGGACACCCUCCACGCCAGGGGCAUCCUCCACGUCGCUCGCCGGACACACGCGGGAUUCUUUUUAAUUUCUCCGAUUUGGAAUUCGAGAUUCCUCUCCUCCAAUUUUUAAACAGUUUUAAGAUUGUAUCAACUACGAGUGGAGCAAUAUAACCAGCCACGAUGGGUGACAUGACAAAUAGCGAUUUUUAUUCCAAGAACCAAAGAAAUGAGGCCAACCAUGCAGGAGAGUUUGGGUGCACACUGCAGGAACUGCGCUCCCUCAUGGAACUCCGAGGGACAGAAGCAGUAGUAAAAAUUAAAGAGACUUAUGGGGAAACAGAGGGGCUCUGCAGACAUCUGAAGACAUCACCAACAGAAGGAUUAGCUGGCACUGCUGCAGACCUAGAAAAAAGAAAGCUUAUUUUUGGAAAAAAUUUUAUACCUCCAAAGAAGCCAAAAACAUUCAUACAGCUAGUUUGGGAAGCGUUGCAGGACGUGACUCUAAUCAUCUUGGAAAUUGCAGCCAUCAUAUCUUUGGGGCUUUCGUUUUAUCAGCCACCUGGAGAAGGGAAUGAAGGGUGUGGGACUGCAACAGGAGGAGCUGAGGAUGAGGGGGAGGCCGAAGCUGGCUGGAUUGAAGGUGCUGCCAUCCUCCUGUCUGUCAUCUGCGUUGUCCUGGUCACUGCCUUCAACGACUGGAGCAAGGAGAAGCAGUUCCGGGGGCUGCAGAGCCGCAUCGAGCAGGAGCAGAAGUUCACCGUGGUGCGAGGGGGACAGGUCAUCCAGAUCCCCGUGGCAGAGAUCGUGGUUGGGGACAUUGCACAGGUCAAAUAUGGUGACCUCCUACCUGCUGAUGGGAUAUUUAUUCAAGGAAAUGAUCUCAAAAUCGACGAGAGCUCCUUGACUGGAGAGUCAGACCAGGUCCGCAAAUCCGUGGACAAAGACCCAAUGCUGCUGUCAGGCACCCAUGUCAUGGAAGGCUCUGGGCGGAUGCUGGUGACUGCUGUGGGGGUGAAUUCUCAGACUGGCAUCAUCUUCACUCUGCUGGGAGCUGGGGGAGAAGAGGAGGAGAAGAAAGACAAGAAAGUAGAUUCUUCCCAUCCCUCCUCCCACCCUCCUCCAGCCACAGAUGGUGCAGCAGGUGCAAAUGCCACUGAUAAUGCAAAUGCCAGCUUAGUCAAUGGCAAGAUGCAGGAUGGGAAUAUGGAGAACAACCAGAACAAAGCCAAGCAGCAGGACGGGGCUGCUGCCAUGGAGAUGCAGCCGCUGAAGAGCGCAGAAGGGGGAGAGGGAGACGACAAGGACAAGAAGAAAUCCAACAUGCACAAGAAAGAAAAAUCGGUCCUGCAGGGAAAGCUGACCAAGCUGGCAGUGCAGAUUGGCAAAGCAGGUCUGGUGAUGUCUGCCAUCACUGUCAUCAUCUUGGUACUGUAUUUUGCCAUUGACACCUUUGUGGUCAACAAGAAGCAGUGGUUGCCUGAGUGCACUCCUGUCUACGUUCAGUAUUUUGUUAAAUUCUUCAUUAUUGGUGUUACUGUGCUCGUGGUUGCUGUUCCUGAGGGACUCCCACUUGCUGUCACUAUUUCUCUGGCUUAUUCUGUAAAGAAAAUGAUGAGGGACAACAACCUGGUGAGGCACCUGGACGCCUGCGAGACCAUGGGCAACGCCACGGCCAUCUGCUCGGACAAGACGGGCACGCUGACCACCAACCGCAUGACCGUGGUGCAGGCCUACGUGGGCGACGUCCACUACAAGGAGAUCCCCGACCCCGACUCCAUCCCUGCCAAAACCAUGGAGCUGCUGGUCAAUGCGAUUGCUAUCAACAGUGCUUACACUACAAAAAUUCUGGUUAAAAGGAGAUCAAUUUACUUUGUGAUGAACAGGUGUUCCAGGAUCCUCAACGCGGCUGGGGAACCGCGCAUCUUCAGGCCCCGCGACAGGGACGAGAUGGUGAAGAAAGUGAUUGAGCCCAUGGCCUGUGAUGGGCUGAGAACCAUCUGUGUGGCCUUCAGAGACUUCCCCAGCAGCCCCGAGCCUGACUGGGACAAUGAGAACGACAUCUUAUCCGACCUGACUUGCAUCUGUGUCGUUGGCAUUGAAGACCCAGUAAGGCCAGAGGUGCCAGAAGCCAUCCGGAAGUGCCAGCGAGCCGGGAUCACCGUGCGCAUGGUCACCGGGGACAACAUCAACACUGCGCGUGCCAUUGCCAUCAAAUGUGGCAUCAUCCACCCUGGAGAGGACUUCCUCUGCCUCGAGGGGAAGGAGUUCAACAGGAGGAUCCGAAAUGAGAAGGGAGAGAUUGAGCAGGAGCGGAUUGACAAAAUCUGGCCAAAGCUCCGGGUGCUUGCUCGCUCUUCCCCCACGGACAAACACACUUUGGUGAAAGGUAUUAUUGACAGCACACAGGUGGAACAGAGGCAGGUGGUAGCUGUGACUGGGGAUGGAACCAACGAUGGACCAGCACUUAAAAAAGCUGAUGUUGGCUUUGCAAUGGGCAUUGCGGGCACAGACGUGGCCAAGGAGGCCUCGGACAUCAUCCUGACGGACGACAACUUCAGCAGCAUCGUCAAGGCCGUCAUGUGGGGCCGCAACGUCUACGACAGCAUCUCCAAGUUCCUGCAGUUCCAGCUCACCGUCAACAUCGUGGCCGUCAUCGUGGCCUUCACCGGCGCCUGCAUUACCCAGGACUCUCCCCUGAAGGCCGUGCAGAUGCUGUGGGUGAACCUGAUCAUGGACACGUUCGCCUCGCUGGCGCUGGCCACGGAGCCGCCGACCGAGGCGCUGCUGCUGCGCAAACCCUAUGGCCGCAACAAGCCGCUCAUCUCCCGCACCAUGAUGAAAAACAUCCUGGGCCACGCCGUCUACCAGCUCACCCUCAUCUUCACCCUGCUCUUUGUUGGUGAGAAAAUGUUUAAGAUUGACAGUGGGAGGAACGCCCCUCUUCACUCUCCUCCUUCCGAGCACUACACCAUCAUCUUCAACACCUUUGUCAUGAUGCAGCUCUUCAACGAGAUCAACGCCCGCAAGAUCCACGGCGAGAGGAACGUCUUCGACGGCAUCUUCAGAAACCCCAUUUUUUGCACUAUUGUCCUGGGCACCUUUGCUAUUCAGAUAGUGAUUGUCCAGUUUGGAGGAAAACCAUUCAGCUGUUCUCCCCUGCAGCUGGACCAGUGGAUGUGGUGUGUAUUUAUUGGAUUAGGAGAGCUGGUGUGGGGUCAGGUCAUUGCAACCAUCCCAACAAGUAGGCUAAAGUUUUUAAAGGAGGCAGGGAGGCUCACUGAGAAGGAGGAGGUCCCUGAGGAAGAGCUCAAUGAAGAUGUUGAAGAAAUAGAUCAUGCAGAGAGAGAACUCCGACGUGGACAAAUCCUCUGGUUCCGAGGGCUCAACAGAAUCCAGACCCAGAUCGAAGUAGUCAAUACUUUCAAGAGUGGCACUUCCUUUCAGGGGGCUCUCAGGAGACAGUCCUCCGUCACAAGCCAGACCCAGGAUAUCCGCGUCGUGAAGGCAUUCCGUAGCUCUCUCUAUGAAGGUUUAGAAAAACCAGAAUCUAGAACCUCUAUUCACAACUUUAUGACUCAUCCUGAAUUUAGGAUAGAAGAUUCCCAGCCCCACAUCCCACUCAUUGAUGACACAGACCUAGAAGAAGACCCUGCUCUCAAGAAAAACUCGAGUCCACCGUCCUCGCUGAACAAGAACAACAGUGCUAUCGACAGUGGAAUCAAUCUUACAACUGAUACAAGUAAAUCAGCUACCUCUUCUAGUCCAGGAAGCCCAAUACAUAGCCUGGAGACAUCACUUUAGCUGAAAAGGUCACUGCAAAAAGAAAAACAAAAAAAGAAAUAUAAAAAGUUAAAGUAAAAUAAAAUAAGAAACCCCACAGCAACCGAGAUAUAUAAAUAUAUAUAUUAAAAACAUUGCUGGCUGAAAAGCUGUUUGAACUCUUAUUCACUCUGAGACAAGUGAAUGAAUUGUUGAUCACAAUGGUUUUGGGGAAAGAAUGAAUGGCUGAUUUACAUACCCCCCCGUUCCCUUUCAGAAAAACAAAAACAAAAAAAAAAAUCCUCCUGCAUGAAUGUACUGUACACUGCUGGCCCUUCUUUCUCUCCUUUUGUUUGUUUUUAUUUCCUUUUUGGUUUUUUUUCUUUUUGUUUUUUGUUUUUUGUUUUUUUUUUCCUCCUUAAGCAGGAACUGCAGAGGACUUCUUUCUGAGGCUAUUUAUCCAAUUCACUGGUCUGUGAGUUUUUGAAAUGCUUGUGUGGCAUGGACUCAAUUGUAUAGAUUAAUUUAAAUAACUUUUUUGAAGUUGCAAAGCUUAACUUGCACAGUAGAUUUGCACCAGUUGGACAGAGGAACUUAAACAUUUAUGAGACUAUAUAUAGAGAUAUAUACAUAUAAGUAUAUAGAUAAUUAAUUAUAUAUAUGUAUAUAUCUAUCUAUAUAUAUAUAGUUAUAUAUAUAUAAAGUUUCUUUGUUGGCAUGUUGCCUUGUUUCUGCUCAAAUUGCUCUGACUAUUUUAACUUAUUUAUGUCCUAAAAAAGAAUGUAAUUUGUUUACAAACCUGUAGAUAAUAUCCUUAACUAUUUGUAGGGUUAAGAAAGCACUUCCUGCCGAAGUAGUAUAAAAAUGGCUCAGCUCAGCUCAUUGAAAAUGUCUGUACUCUCACACCCUGGAUAUUUUAUUACAACCGUGCUCUGAUUUCUGCCUGAUUUAGUUUUUGGGUUCUUUUUUUUUUUUUUUUUUUU
Onychostruthus taczanowskii (white-rumped snowfinch) is the source of this 5095-nucleotide messenger RNA. It is a transcript of the gene ATP2B2, whose product is annotated as ATPase plasma membrane Ca2+ transporting 2. Gene Ontology annotation, biological process: calcium ion transmembrane transport; regulation of cytosolic calcium ion concentration. Gene Ontology annotation, molecular function: PDZ domain binding; ATP hydrolysis activity; ATP binding. The transcript has 25 exons. Gene Ontology annotation, cellular component: intracellular membrane-bounded organelle; postsynaptic density membrane. NCBI's taxonomy places the organism in Eukaryota, Metazoa, Chordata, Aves, Passeriformes, Passeridae. The coding region runs from base 534 to 4154 and encodes 1206 amino acids. The record is from RefSeq and is a predicted model, not a curated record.